AUGUUUGCUGACAUGCAUUUUUCUAUAGCGACUCGAAAACAUGCUGAGGAGAUAGAGGAGUUCCUGCACGCUGAAUUUGGGACAAGAGAGCCAAUGACAAUCUGUUUAAAUCCAUCAAGAGCCGACCUUUCUGACAACUUUCGUGACCUGGCGCAUGCAGGAUGUUCUAAUGAAAAGUACUCCACACUUGUUCAUCAACGGGACAGAGGCAGAGUUACGUCGAAAUGCUUAGCAUUGCAAGAAUUUCCAGAGAUCGCGAAAGGGCCAUACAAACAACAUAAGGCAAAUCAGCUGACAGCGUUCGUGGACGCGAUGGAACAAGCUCUACGGCGACUACCUGAUGCUUUCACAAAAUACUUGAAAAUCGACAUCCUUUGCGUUGCUGGUGACGCAAAAGGACGCGGGUUGGGUAAGGAGUUAGUGCAGAGGGCCGUGAAAAUCGCUCGAGCGGAAGGAUGUGAAUGGGUGACAGCAGUAGCAACCGCAGCUGCAUCUCAGGCAAUUUUCUCACAGUUGGGAUUUAAGACGAUCUAUCAAAUCCCGUUUGCCAACUUCCGCGAGAAUGGAGUCGUUGUGUUUAACAACUUGUCUGAUGGAUGCAUUAGUGGAAAAUUAGUGGCACUACGACUGAAUGACUAG
Molecule: messenger RNA, 639 nt
Organism: Angiostrongylus costaricensis
Lineage: Eukaryota; Metazoa; Nematoda; Chromadorea; Rhabditida; Metastrongylidae
Source: the annotation of a GenBank genome assembly